AGGCCACUCUCCCAGAGCAGACCGCGGCGGCGGCAGGCAGCCACAUCAGUAUUCAAUCAACGCUUGCUUCGAUCGGUUCGGUUCGGGUUCGGUUCGAAUGUUAACAACGCAAACGAACAGCAACGCAGCGCGGUCAGUUUUUUUUUUUUUUUGUUUCUUUGGAGGCGAGGUGUGAGGUUGUAAACCGUGUGGACACGCGGCGCAUUUGUUGAGGGAGGCUCGGUUCGGUGUUGAAAGAAAGAACGCGGUGUGCGGGAAGAAGCACUGACUGGUACAAGUGUGUGAGGGUGAGUGCUGUGCUGUUUGAAGAAAGAAGAACAGUUCGGGCGCGGGUCGCGAACUUUUUCGCACUUUGUUCCGGCGUCGUCGUCGACGAAGAAAGUGCUGACUGACCACCGCGUGCUUGCAAGGAGGCGUGAGCUUGUUGGAUUGCCGGUCACCGGCGGAACAUAAUUUCCAACAUUUUCCAGCUCAAGAAACAAAAUUAAACUCACCUGAGAAAAAUGUAAAUCCAAUCUAACAGCAAACCAGUGCAAAACCAAAACCGACAUAUCCCUCGAAAACACAAAUAUAGUGCAUAAAGUAAAAGAUUACCAGUGCAAUCAAUCGUGAGUGCUAAGCUAUCAGCUAUCACAGUGGCCACCAACACAGCCAGCAACGCUCCAAACAACCGCACAGAAUGACGCACGGCCCUCCCGCAUCGCGUAAACGGCCCCAAAAUGGGACGGCCUCUGGUGGCAGCACUACUGGUGGCGCCGGCGAUCCGGAAUCCAACCAGGCCACGAUGAACACCGGACUGCCAACUCCACCGGACGGUGGCUGGGGAUGGAUGGUUGUCCUGGCGUCCUUCAGCAUACACAUUGUCACGGACGGCAUCACCUAUUCGUUCGGCAUGUUCUACCUCAAGUUCUUGGACUACUUCAACGAGGGCAAAGGCUACACGGCAUGGAUUGCUUCGAUUCUGGUUGGCGUGACACUUUGUUCCGGUCCCAUCUCGUCUUCCCUGGUCAAUCGUUUCGGCUGCCGGGCGGUAACCAUCGCCGGUGCCAUCCUAGCGGCCAUCAGUCUGGCCGUCAGCGUCUUCGCCCAGAGUGUGUUCUUCCUGUUCAUCUCGAUCGGAUUUGGCACUGGAAUGGGCCUAGGCUUGAUCUACCUACCGGCCAUCGUCAGCGUGACGAUGUACUUCGAAAGGUUACGGUCGCUGGCCACCGGGAUUGCCGUGUGCGGUUCCGGACUGGGAACGUUCAUCUUCGCUCCGGUUACCGAUAUGCUGAUCAACAGUUUGGGCUGGCAGCAUGCGCUGUUGGUGCUAUCCGUGAUCGUACUGAUAAGUUGCAGCAUUUUUGGCGCUAUGUUCCGACCACUGGUGGCGUCACCUGAUGAGCUGGAAAUGGCACCGAUGAAGCCGGUUGAGGCGCAGGGUUCUGCGGCAGCAUCCAACGGUAAAGCGAAUGGUGACGCUGGAGACGGUGACCAGAACAUCGUCCGGUCGCACAGCUUUGGCAAUUCUCCGAAGAUUGCUCUGAAUUCGAACGGUAAAUCAACCAGCGGACAGAGUCUACAGCUGGCGACGAGCCAGCCCUUGCUGGCCCAACCUCCCACGUAUGAUCAGGCCAAUCCCCAUACUAUGGGUUCAACGACCAUCCGCAGGGCGGAGAGUGGAACCAUGUACCGUAAGGACGCGCUGUACACCGGUUCGCUGCACAACAUUUCUUCGCGACACGCUUCCCACGCCAGCUUGGCCACCUACGAGAAGGGAGUCUACGGAUCGCUGCAAGGAAACGGCAAAGCCAUCGGAGCCGAAGAACCAGUGGUCUGUUGCGGAUGCAUUCGCUGUUCCCAGGAAACCUCCGACACCUUCCGGGAGAUGAUGAACUUCUCCAUUCUGAAGGAUCCGAUCUUCAUCGUGUUCACCGUUUCGAACUUCUUGACCAGUAUUGGGUUCAACGUGCCGUACGUGUACCUGGCCGCGCAAGCCGACGUUCUGCAGAUCGACACCAAGCAGGCUAGUUACCUGCUCGGAAUCAUCGGUAUUGCCAACACGAUUGGCCGUAUCAUACUCGGUUACCUAUCGGACAAGCCGUGGGUCAACCGGCUGCUGGUCUACAACCUGUCGCUCACCAUCUGCGGUGUUGCAACUGCCUUCUCCGUAAUGUGCCUCGACUUCUACAGCCUCGCAACCUACUCCGCAAUCUACGGUUUCACAAUCGGUGCCUACGUCGGGCUGACCUCGGUCAUCUUGGUUGAUCUUCUGGGGCUGGAGAAGCUCACCAAUGCCUUCGGAUUGCUGCUGUUGUUCCAGGGUAUUGCCUCCUUCGUCGGACCGCCUCUUGCAGGUUGGCUCUACGACAUCACCCUCUCGUACAACCCGGGCUUCAUCCUGGCGGGAUCGACCAUUGCCCUGUCCGGUGUGAUGCUGUUCGCCAUUCCGCCAAUGCAGCGAUACCUAGCUAAGAAGCAAUCCGCCGCCGGGGCGACCAUGUGCCAAGCGCAGGAAAGCUGAAAUUGCUCAAACCCACCCUGCAGGAGACCGGGCGAUCCUCCGAGACGGCACGGGGAUCGAUGAACAAACCUAGACCAGAACAAACAAGCGCAGGCUUCUUGUGAUAGCUUAACACUAAAAAAAAAGGUUAACUUCGACCGGAGUAGGCUUUGGGAUGAUUUUAUUUCCAAUGGAACGCGGGCUUCCCUCAGCAGGCGGGAACCACAGUUUUAUCGAAAGUACCAAAGUAGGCUUAUCUGUAGUAAGAACUAGUGAAAUUCAGAACAAUACAACACAAAACAAGAAAUCCAUUAACAUAUCUAAAAGUUAGGGUUUAAUUCUACUAGGCGAAAAGUUUAAAUCUUAAAAUAAGCUAGGUUCAAUUAGAGAUCAUCGGAGUGAUGCGCGCGCGCAAGGGAAUUCCCAAUUUUUACGUGGGACCACAAAACAAUCCUAGGAUGCGAGCGAGGAAGAGAGAUAGAGACAGAGAGAGAGUUUGCAUGAAAAUGUGAAAGUAUACGUAACUAGCCUAAAGAUUAGCCUAGGGAGUCCUACAAUAAGUAAGCUUUUAGAAAAGGGAAUGAUGUACUGUAAAAAUCCUUACAGCGAACUACAACAAAAGGCGCACGAACCGGAAUUCGUGCGACGAGUAAUGAUACAGGGUAAAAUAGCUGAACGCUAUAGUGCUACAAAGUUUUUCCUUUUUGUUUCUUUUUAUCGUGUUUUAGUUUUUGUUUUAUACGAAUCCAAAUGUUGCCAUUAUGAGCUCUUCCAAAGUGCCGUCACUAACGAUGAAAAAUGUACGAGUUACCGUUGCGUUAUUGGUUUUAUUGAUAACAUUAAAUUGUACAUAGUAA
Molecule: messenger RNA, 3339 nt
Organism: Aedes albopictus (Asian tiger mosquito)
Lineage: Eukaryota; Metazoa; Arthropoda; Insecta; Diptera; Culicidae
Gene: Mct1
Exons: 8
Coding region: 680-2503 (607 amino acids)
Biological process (GO): monocarboxylic acid transport; transmembrane transport
Cellular component (GO): membrane
Molecular function (GO): monocarboxylic acid transmembrane transporter activity
Source: RefSeq, a predicted model, not a curated record